CAGCAUAAGGACUAUGCAUAUGGAAAUGGGUCCUUCAAAAUUACAAAAUUAAUUUUAUUUUCGUAGUUUCAACACUGAAGUUUGAUCAAGAUCUGAGAAAAGCAAGAUUGACUUGGUUGUCAAUCCCUGCUAAUCACUUUCAUUUCAAAGCCGUGGAGCCUGAAUCUUUCCAUUUAGUGAAAACCAUCACAAGAAGCCAUGGAGAUGAGAAUGGAUUUUCCCAGAUUGGUUUUCUUCGCUUAUACCAUUCUCAUACCACACCUUGUUGCUGUAACAGUAGCCCAGCCUGACCUGGUCUACCACAAUUGUUCAGAAAAUGUUGGUACUUACAGCAAUAACAGCACCUACCAGUCAAACCUCAACACCCUUCUCUCUACACUGUUCUCAUACAAAGAAAUCAACUAUGGCUUUUACAAUUUCUCCGUCGGCCAAAGCCCCAACGAGGUUAACGCAAUUGCCCUCUGCAGAGGAGACAUCACACAAGAUAAGUGCCACAGUUGCCUCAACGACUCCAGGCUUCAGCUCCCGCAGCGCUGUCCCUACCAGAAUGAAGCAAUAGGAGGGUAUGAUGAAUGCAUGUUACGAUACUCCAAUCGGUCCAUAUUCAGGACUCUGGAAAUUUUGCCUAGUUUUUAUGUUCCAAACCCGAACAAUGUCUCCAAUGAAGAUGUGUUCAAUCAGGCGCUGAAGACCUUGUUGGACAGCCUCCGAAGCAAAGCUGCUUCGGGCAAUUCGCUGCUCAAAUUUGCGACAGGAGAAGCGACUGGCACUGGUGAUAAAAGGAUAUACGGGUUUAUGCAGUGCACUCCUGAUCUAAAUGAGUCGUCUUGCAGCAGUUGUUUAGAAGGGGCUAUUAAUGAUGUUCCAGCAUGUUGCGGUAACAAGGAAGGAGGACGAAUUUUUAAGCCCAGUUGCAGCCUCAGGUUUGAAACAUUCCGUUUCUAUGAUUUUACAGCGGCUAACACGCCUCCACCUGCAACAUGGCCACCUUCCUCACCUUCUCCUUCGGAUAACCUCACCCCACCCUCCCCAGCCAUUGUUACACCUACCAAAGGAAAGAAGAGUAACACAUCCCGGACCCUCAUCCUCAUAGUCGUUCCCACGGUUAUUAUUUCAGUGUUAUUGAUCAGCUUCAUCUGCUUCUUUUUAAAAAAGAGGAGGCCAAGGGGGCAGUUUCUAAGUUUUGAGGGUGAAACUAGAACCCUGGAAUCCUUGCAAUUUCAGUUCAGCACCAUUAGAGUUGCAACAGACAACUUCUCUGAUGCUAAUAAGCUUGGAGAAGGUGGAUUCGGCUCUGUUUACAAGGGUAGGCUUUCCGAUGGGCAAGAAAUAGCUGUUAAGAGGCUGUCUGCUGGUUCUAAACAAGGAGAACAAGAAUUCAAAAAUGAGGUGCUGUUAAUGGCGAAGCUUCAACAUAGAAAUUUGGUUAGGCUACUGGGUUUUUGCUUGGAAAGAUCCGAAAGACUUCUCAUCUAUGAGUUUAUGCCUAACUUAAGCCUCCAUGGCUUCAUAUUUGAUCCAAUUAAGCAGACACAAUUGAAUUGGGAAAAGCGUUACAAAAUCAUAGGAGGCAUCGCUCGAGGGCUUCUUUAUCUUCAUGAAGAUUCUCGACUUCGAAUUAUUCACCGUGAUCUCAAAGCAAGCAACAUUCUAUUAGAUGCAGAGAUGAACCCUAAAAUUUCUGAUUUUGGGAUAGCUAGAUUAUUUGCAGUUGAUCAAACUCAAGAGAAUACAAGUAGAAUUAUGGGCACCUAUGGAUAUAUGGCCCCAGAAUAUGUAUUGCAUGGGAAAUUCUCAGUUAAGUCGGACGUAUAUAGCUUGGGUGUGUUGAUUCUGGAGAUUAUAAGCGGUCAAAAGAAUAAUUGUUUCCAUGUUGGCGAGAACACUGAGUAUCUUCUGACCCACGCCUGGAUUUCUUGGAGGGAAGGAACAGCAAGCAGUAUGAUAGAUCCAACAUUAAGGGAUGGCUCAACAAGCGAAAUAAUGAGAUGUAUCCACAUUGGGUUGCUAUGUGUUCAAGAAAAUGUGGCUGAUCGACCAACAAUGGCUUCAGUAAUGCUCAUGCUAAAUAGCUACUCUCUCAAUCUCCCAAUACCUUCACACCCUGCAUUUUUUUUACGUAGUAACAUUGACCAAAACAUUUCUUCGGGGCUGGAGCAUAAUUCAAGGUCGACUGAUUCUGAUCUUUCCCGAAGUAGUAGUCCUAUUAAUUCUCAAUACAUACGACUUGAAAUGAUGAAAAGAAGGGCUCUAGUUCUCUUAUACACAGUUUUCUUUUCAUCAAACUUGCAAUUUUCCUUGAUGGGUUCCGACUUGUUUAGCACCAGAGCCUUUCUAUUGUUCUUGAUCUCAAUCUUUAGCCUUAUCGUCUUCGCCAGUGGGCAAUUAUCAUACCUCUACAGCUCUUGUGGCAGUGAGACACCCGAUGGGGAUUACAAAACUAAUCUCACUUCCCUCUUGGAUUCUCAAUCUUCUAAAGCUUCCACCUACACCUUCUACAAUGAUACCUUGAACCAAAUCUACAGCCUCUAUCUAUGCAGAGGCGAUGUUAACGCUACUACCUGCCAGAGUUGUGUGAAAACUGCAGGCCAAGAAAUCCAGGAGCAGUGCCAGUAUAAUAAAACAGCUAUCAUAUGGUAUGAUGAAUGCAUGUUACGUUACUCUAAUGAAGACUUCAUUGGAACUAUGAACACUUCUCCAGGCUUCUUAAUGUACAAUGUGAACAACAGAACUGAUUCCGGUGAAAGGGAUGUGGGCGCUCUAUCUUUGAUGGAUCAGCUGAGGGGAGAAACUCCAUAUUCGGAGCUCAUGUUUCAGACAGAUGAGAGACCGUCCACAGAUAACGCGUCUCUAAUUUUAUAUGGGCUGGCGCAGUGUACUAGAGAUAUCAACACUACUUCAUGCUAUAACUGUUUAUUUGACCUGUCGUCGAUGAUCCAAGAGUGUUGCCAAGAGAAGGUAGGAUGGCGUGCUCUGGGUCCAAAUUGCAAUAUAAGGUAUGAACGGUACCGCUUCUAUGAUGAAGUCUCUGCUGAUCCACCCGCACCUGCGCCUGCUCCCGAUAACCCAGGAGGGGGAGGAAACAACACCAUAAAGAUCGUGAUCAUCACUGUAUCAGCAAUUGCAGGAGCUGCAGUUGUCUUGGGUUUCUUCCUUUAUUUUUCAUUCUUUAGCAGGAAGAGCACACGAGGGGAGCAGAAAAGUGAAGAAAUUCUGUUAAAUGUGUUGGACCGUCCAACCGGCACACACUUUAUGGAAGGGCAUAUGCAUGAUCAAGACAACUCUGUAGAAACUUACUACUUCAAUUUAACCACCAUACUGGCUGCUACAAACAAUUUUUCUGAUUCCAAUAAGCUUGGAGAAGGGGGUUUUGGCCCUGUUUACAAGGGGAAGCUGCUUGAUGGAAGGGAAAUAGCUGUUAAAAGGCUUUCAACGAAAUCAGGACAAGGUCUUGAGGAGUUCAAGAAUGAAGUUAUGUUAAUCAUUAAACUUCAACACAAAAAUCUUGUGAGGCUGUUGGGUUGCUGCAUGGAGGGAGACGAGAAGCUCCUGGUCUACGAGUACAUGGCUAAUACAAGUCUUGAUGCUUUUUUGUUUGAUCCAACAAAAUGCAAGGAACUAGACUGGGAUAAGCGAGCAGCCAUUGUUCGUGGAAUAGCAAGGGGGAUCCUGUAUCUUCAUGAAGACUCUCGUCUCAAAAUCAUCCACAGGGAUUUGAAAGCAAGCAAUGUUUUGUUGGAUGAGGAAAUGAAUGCAAAGAUCUCAGACUUUGGCACUGCUAGGAUUUUUGGCAGCAAGCAACUUGAUGCUAACACCAACAGAGUGGUCGGUACAUUUGGAUACAUGGCACCAGAGUACGCAAUGGAGGGACUAUUUUCUGUGAAAUCUGAUACUUACAGCUUUGGAGUUCUAUUGCUAGAAAUCUUGAGUGGGAAAAAGAACAGUGGAUUGUAUAGCACGGAUCAUUCCCAAAACCUUCUAUCUCAUGCAUGGCAGCUGUGGAAUGAAGACAAGGGACUUGAAUUUAUAGAUAGGAACUUAGUUGACAAAUGUCCUGUAAGUGAGGCUGUCAGAUGGAUCCAUAUUGCUCUGCUGUGUGUUCAGGAAGACCCCAAUGAUAGACCACCCAUGUCAUCAGUUGCUCUCAUGCUUGGAAGCAAAUGGGUCAACCUUCCCCAACCAUCAGCACCCCCCUUCUCAGUGGGAAGAUCUUUCAUGUCUGAUCUAUCUUCAACAAGCGGGUCGGGGUUAGGUUUUCUCAUUUCAGAUCAAUCAUCCACUAGUGCCUCUGUUUAGUUCGGAGGUUCAUUGCAUCAUACUUGAGCUCAUACCAGUAUACCAUGAUUCAUAAUUUCAAUUUCAGGAACACAGUGAUGUACCAAUAAGAUAGAAUAGCCUGCCACUUGACAGUGCAAUUUUUUUUCUUGGUUUUUUCCAGUGGAUCAGACCAACUUUUGAAUAGGUUCUACUGAAAUUUUCUCACCAA
This is a messenger RNA of Vitis vinifera (wine grape), 4486 nucleotides long. RefSeq lists its product as uncharacterized. Gene Ontology annotation, biological process: protein phosphorylation. The coding region runs from base 199 to 4296 and encodes 1365 amino acids. NCBI's taxonomy places the organism in Eukaryota, Viridiplantae, Streptophyta, Magnoliopsida, Vitales, Vitaceae. Gene Ontology annotation, molecular function: protein kinase activity; ATP binding. The record is from RefSeq and is a predicted model, not a curated record. The transcript is spliced from 15 exons.